AAGGACACUCGGCACGUGCUUUGUGCGGUAGAUCAUAGCUUCACAAAUCGAGAACACAUGUCAAUGUUGAAGCCAUCGAGGUCACAAUAGGAUGAUCCUUUGGCUCGGUGUUACGAUCCAUUCUUCUCAAUUGUUUUGCAAGACUCUCUACUACACGGUUUUUUUUAGCCUUUGGGAAGUGAGAUCCCCCCUUCCAGUGUUUCCAAACGGAUGCAGUAGUCUGGGCCGGGUGGUCCGACGGUGCUGGUGCUCUAUCUUUGAUUGUGCUGGACUUGAAUAAUUCUGUCGUUAUUUUGACACAGAACAAGAGCAAGACCAAGAGUCCCUCGCCCAGCAGCCUUCAUUCUCAGUCUGGAUGAGCGAGAGCGUAAAGUGGAGUAGUAAUGUGAUUAUACCCAUCCGUUUGGCUGAAAAUAGAGCGAACAAGAAAGACCCGAGAAAAGUAGAGCUAAACGUGGAAAAGAAGAAGAGCUCUUUGCACUCAACUCAUCAGCUUUAAAGCCAGCAGACGGGAAAGUUGAAGACACCACGAUGGGAAAUGUUCAAAACAAAGGCCAAAAAAACGAACUGACGAACUUUCAGCGGAGAAAACUGAAAUAUGACUUCUACACAUUUUUUGACCUAAACAACGACGGCUUCCUCACUUACAAUGAUUUCCUCUGGGCCAAAGACAAGAUUUGUUACAUGAGUGGAUGGAAAAUAGAUUCCCCCAAGUACAAGAUAACCGAGGCACUCUUCCACGAAAUUUGGGACUCGCUCGUUCAAAUUGCCGACAUGGACAAGGAUGGGAAGAUCACUAAAAAGGAAUGGUUGGCUAUGUGGACCGUGUACAAACGCGAGAUUUCGAUGGGUGAGGAGAAGCAAAAGGAUUUCCUCAAGACCGUCUACGACCAUCAGAAGAAGAGGCAACUGAGCCCGUCGUUCGCCAACCAUUCCGAUGAGCCUAACCAUCCGAGCGUGAGGUCUAACCGAUCCAAAGAGGGUCCAUCUCCCGCAAAGUCCACUACCCCGAAUGGAACCACCAGGAGUGCUGGCUGGAAAGCAGGAGGACAAUCUGAGUCGGAUCACCACCACCACCACCACCCACAGAUAGAUGAUGAAGAUGACUGGCCUUUGGUCUUGGAUUCCGAUGAGGACAGCCCGAGUCUCUUGACGAGAAGACGUGAAAAGAGUCCCCCUAAUGGGACGGUCAAAGCCACCAAGGACCACGAGGAAGGGGACCACGUGUCACAAGAUUCGAUUUUGGAGCAAUUUGCCAAAGACCAUGACCACAGUCUCAACCUGGACAGUACCAGUCUGCCCAAGUGGCUCUACAAAUACCUCGUGUUUCGAUUCAAUCUGUUGGACCGCACAGGUGACAACGUUAUUGACACCGAGGAAUUUGAAUACGUGCUCUCCGAGUUCGGUGUGAGUGAAAGGAUCGCUCGCCAGGCAUUCACCAUCUUUACCGAGAACAAUUCCAAGACCUUGGAUUUUGAUUACUUUGUGGCUCUGUUUGAAGAAUUCUAUCUCUCUGAUGAUCCCUCAGCCUUGGGAAACUUUAUCAAUGGGAAGCUGGAGUACUCGGAUGAAGAUAACUCCUCGGAAGAUGAGGAUCCCGGGUUGGUGGAUCACCGAAAGGAUUCCUCCACCAGCUAUCGCUCCAUGGAUGACGAUCUUCGAGCCAACAACGAAACCUUCCCAGCCAAAGCCCAACCGGAACCUAAUGGAAUGACCAAGAUGAAACGAAAAAUCAACUCCAACUGCUGCAUCACUUCCUAAGUCCAUUUCUCAAAAUCCUAUUCUCCUCUGUCCGCUCGUUCAUUUGUUCCAUUCCAGUCAGUCACGUGAUCACCGAAUGACGAGGCACACAAUGCAAAAAGAAUACAUGAAUAUUUAUUGCUCGCAA
This is a messenger RNA of Tigriopus californicus, 1888 nucleotides long. RefSeq lists its product as uncharacterized. NCBI's taxonomy places the organism in Eukaryota, Metazoa, Arthropoda, Copepoda, Harpacticoida, Harpacticidae. The coding region runs from base 532 to 1761 and encodes 409 amino acids. The transcript has 5 exons. The record is from RefSeq and is a predicted model, not a curated record. Gene Ontology annotation, molecular function: calcium ion binding.